This is a messenger RNA of Vigna unguiculata (cowpea), 1300 nucleotides long. Its product is annotated as zinc finger CCCH domain protein, putative (DUF3755). The record is from RefSeq and is a predicted model, not a curated record. NCBI's taxonomy places the organism in Eukaryota, Viridiplantae, Streptophyta, Magnoliopsida, Fabales, Fabaceae.
GAAUCCCUUUCUCUAUCUCUCUCUGCCAUCAUCUAUAUACUUUCUGGUUCUUCUUCACUGUAACCUGUUCAUAGUUAUCAAUUUCACUCUCUUUUUUUAAUCCUGUUUUGAAUUUUUGUUUCAUUUUCAAAUGUUAUGUGGUAAUUGGCGGGAACCAACUGUCAAUCAGGAUACUUUUUUUGUGGAAUUUGGCCAAUUGGGAAAGAUUCGCGUUUAAAGAUUCAGGCUUGGAAUCUUUGGAAAGAAAAGGAAAAAGGGGCAUCAAUUUUCAAUGGCUAACCCUUUGGGGAAUCACGAAGAAGAACAGACAACCCAUGUUGCGUCGUCGUUCAACGGGAAUUUGGCAGCCGACACUUCGCCCACCGCGCUCGCCAUGAAGCACAACUCUGGCAUCGCCCUCGAUUGGACCCCUCAAGAACAAACCAUUCUCGAAGAAGGACUCUCUCUGUUUGCAUCUGAACCUAAUCUCACUCGCUAUGCAAAGAUAGCAAUAAAUCUAAAUAACAAGACAGUCCGGGAUGUAGCACUGAGGGUCAGGUGGAUGAAUAAAAAAGAAAAUUGCAAGAGAAGGAAGGAUGAAUUUUCAAGGAAAAGUAAAGAUAGAAAGGAAAAGGUUUCAGAUCCUGCAGUGAGGUCUUCUCACUUUCCUGCUCAAUCUAAUGUUUUCCCAUAUGCUCCUGCAAUGAAGAUGAUGGAUAAUGAUGACAGCAUCUCUCAUAGAGUUAUUGGAGGCCCUGCAGGGGAGCUCUUAGAGCAAAAUGCACAGGCCUUGAAUAAUAUCUCUACCAAUCUUGCUGCUCUUCAGUUUCAGGAUAACAUCAAUCUUUUCAGCCAAACGAGAGACAACAUCAUCAAAAUUUUGAAUGACAUGAAUGACAUGUCAGAGGCAAUGAAGCAAAUGCCACCUCUUCCCUUUAAGAUCAAUGAACCGAUAUUCAACUUCCUAAUGCCAAACACCAUUCACCAGAUGCUAUAACGAUGAUGGUUGCUGAUUCAUUGUGAUUGCUUCUACCAUAUUAUGCUUGCAUUCAAAUUGACAGAGCAUUAAAAGAAGAGAGAAUGGAAUAAGUUAACCACCACGCAACUAAACUAGUCUUCAAUUUUUGUAACAUACUGGUUUUCCUCAUCCUGUUCUUGGCUUGUUAAGUUUUUAACUUAAUUGGAGUAUAGGAAGUAGUUGUUAUUACUUCGGGGUUCAAUUUAGGGACUGACAGACAGCAAUAAGUACAACUUGGAUAUUUGUAAAUUGGAUUCUCUUUUAUUAUAUAAAUGGUAGAUAUUGUCCCAUUCACUAUGCUCA